GUGUGUGAGAGAGAGAGAGAGAGAGCUGUAUGUGUGUGUGUGUGUGUGUGUGUGUGUGUGUGAGUGUGUGUGCGCGCGCAGAGCGUCAGUCGGCGGCGGCACUCCCGGACCGAGCAUCAUCAUCAUCACCAUCAUCAGCCGCGCGCUUCAAUCAAUCAGUCACGCGCAUGUGACCGAAUUUCUGUCCCUGAGACAAAAUACAUAAAGCUUCCGGUUUAUUAAUUUAUUUAUUUAUUAAAAAUCAGCUACGCCUGUCAGGGCCCCGGUGUGAAACGGAGCGCGGGGUUAAACCGGAAGCGCGAUUAUGAGAAAAGGGAGCGGGUUGUUUGCGUCGCGCGCGGUGGAGAUGAGGCGGGGGGCGGCGGCGGCGGCGGUGAUGGCGGCGGUGAUGAUGAGGUGCUACGGAGUCGUUGCUGCUCUCUGGCCGAGCGUCGUUGUGUUUUAGCGGAACCCCCCCACCCCCUCUUCAUCAUCAUCAUCUUCAUCCUCAUCUUCUUCAUCAUCAUCAUCAUCAUCAGCAGCAGCAGCAGCAGCAGCAGCUCCCCCCCCCCUCCUCCCCCCACCGUUUUGCGUUUCAGUGCACCGGCUUUUUCAGAUGCGGCUGCUUUGAGAAGGUAACGGACGGAUUUGUGCGCGUGCCAUGACGGGCUUUCCGGUGAGCUCGAGCCGGGCCGGUUAGCGGCCUGCUGCACGCGGCCCCGGUGUCGGAGCGGGAGAGCGCGCGCAUCGCCUCUUCAUUCUGCAGCUCUGAUCGGUUAAAAUCUCAGGGAUUUAAAACAAAAAUAAUAACAAUAAUAAAAGAGGAAAUAAUUAAAAAAAAAAACAAAAAAAAGGCGACAUGUCCUCUCGGUCUGCUCUACCGUCUGCCACCGACCGGAGCUCGGAUCACCAUGCGUCUCUGGCGGCGAGCCGUUCGGAGAAGGGCACCAGCGUGUCGAGUCGUUCCCUCGGCGCACGUUGCCGCAACUCCAUGCCCUCGUGCCCGGACGACCCGCACAUCGGCAACUACCGGCUCCUCAAAACCAUCGGCAAGGGCAACUUCGCUAAAGUGAAACUGGCUCGCCACGUCCUCACCGGCCGAGAGGUUGCAAUAAAGAUAAUCGACAAAACUCAGCUGAACCCAACCAGCCUGCAAAAGCUAUUUCGUGAGGUGCGGAUCAUGAAGGCUCUUCGUCACCCCAACAUAGUGCAACUGUUUGAGGUGAUCGAGACAGAAAAAACGCUUUAUCUAGUCAUGGAGUAUGCUAGCGGAGGUGAGGUGUUUGACUACCUGGUGUCUCAUGGGAGAAUGAAGGAGGUUGAGGCGAGAGCCAAAUUCAGACAGAUCGUCUCGGCUGUUCAUUACUGUCACCAGAAGAACAUCGUUCACAGGGACCUGAAGGCGGAGAACCUGCUUCUGGACGCCGACUCCAACAUAAAGAUAGCAGAUUUUGGCUUCAGUAACGAGUUCACGUUGGGGAAUAAGCUGGACACGUUCUGCGGCAGUCCACCCUACGCCGCACCCGAGCUCUUCCAGGGCAAGAAAUACGACGGGCCCGAGGUGGACAUUUGGAGUCUGGGGGUCAUCCUGUACACGCUGGUUAGCGGCUCGCUGCCCUUCGACGGACAGAACCUCAAGGAGCUGCGUGAGCGUGUACUCAGAGGGAAGUAUCGAGUGCCCUUUUACAUGUCCACUGACUGUGAGGGGAUUCUGCGCAGGUUUCUCGUGCUCAACCCCAGCAAGCGCUGCACACUGGAGCAAGUGAUGAAGGACAAGUGGAUGAACACAGGGUACGAAGGCGACGAGCUGAAGCCUCACGUGGAGCCGGCGGAGGACUACAGUGACCCGAGCCGCAUCGAGGUGAUGGUUGGGAUGGGUUUCACUACAGAGAACAUUAAAGAUGCGUUACUCAAUCAGAAAUAUAACGAAGUCACUGCGACUUACCUUCUGCUGGGCCUGAAGACUGAGGACGGGGCGGAGUCACGUGUGAGUGGCAGCAUGACGUUGCCGAGAGUGAGGCCGAGCCCCAUCACCAACGGAACGAACAAACACUCCUCCACCGCCGCCGCCUCUUCAUCCUCCUCCACCUCUUCCUCUCACAGCAAGACGCAGCGCAGCGCCUCCACCUACCACCGCCAGCGACGGCACAGCGACUUCUGUGGUCCGAGCAUGCCGGUGAUGCACCCUAAGCGCAGUCCGACGGGCGGGGCCGACCGCGAGCUGCGUGAGAGCCGCAUGCCCCCACGCAAGGCCAGCUGCAGCGUGAUGGGCAGCCGCAGCCUCCCGCCCUCCAGCCCCAUGGUCAGCACGGCCAACAACCCAAACAAAGCCGAGAUCCCGGAGCGGCGGAAAGACAUGACCGCCACCACUAAUAACAUCCCCGGCAGUGCGAUGACACGCAGGAACACAUACGUGUGUACAGAUCGGCCCAGCACGGACAGACAGUCUCUACUGCAGAACGGCAAGGAGAACAGCUCUCUCUCGCACCGUCUCCCCCCCGCCUCUCCCUCCACUCUCAGUAUUUCCGGAGCGGGAGCGUCAUCCUCCUCGUCCUCGGCGGAUCGGUGUAGACUGACGCGAGGCUCCACCAUACGCAGCACGUUCCACGGAGGGCAGAUUCGGGAGCGCGUGCCUUCCGCCUACGGGCCGCCGCCCACCUCGCCCACGCUCAGCCACGACGCCACGCUGCCGGCACACGGCCGCUCCAGAGCCACGGCCAACCUGUUCAGCAAGAUCACCUCCAAACUCACGCGCAGGGUCAAUCUCGACCCCUCUAAGAGGCAGGGUUCUAAUAAGUCAGUAUCGGGUUGCACUCUUCCACAGGGAUCCAAAACAGUUAGUAAGGUCGCAAAUGAACCUGAGAGAGUCGGCCGAUCUUCGCUCUCAGGUUGCCAUCUAUUUGGGAAUCAGAAAGAGGCCGAGCCCUGGCUCGGGGGAGGGGGCUGGGAUGUGAGGCCCCGCCCCCCACGCGCUCCCGCCGAGUUGGUCCUGGCCGUGCGCGAUGCAGCAAGGGGGUGCGGCUGCAGCCACGAGCCGCUGGGGUCAAAGGUCAUGUUCCAGGGGGAGGUGUGUCAGCUGAGCGUGCACCAUGCACGCCUCUGGGAGGCUCCACUAGCAUUCACUCACAUCGCGUCUCGGAUCUACAAAGGGGUGGAGCUCUGAGCGGAUGGGGGAGGGGCCUAGACCAGGGCACAUCUUUCCUCCUCCUUCCUGAACUGACAUGGCUCCGCCCACUUCUGGCUGCAUAAACUGGAAAAUCGUUCCACGCCCUCCCCCAGCUGUCACGCUCGCCUGAUAUGCACAUCCAGAGACACGCAGAUGUGUAUCCACACAAACAGUGCAAAUGUACACACACACACACACACACACACAACACACAUACACACAUAAACACAUAAACACACACACCUCCUCUAAGCAACCUCAUCCACAGGACCUGGAUUGAUUCCAGAGUAGUAUUUUUUAAUCUCGUUCAACUCAUGAAAUAGUUCGAUUCUAUUCUCAGCGUCAUUCUGCUUUCUUGUUUGUUUUUUAACGGUAUUUUGUACGUUUUGUUGCCCGAGCACUUUUCAUUUCAUCCCUUAUUUUUUAUAACCCGCCCCCCAACCUCCCCGAACCCCUUCCUGUAGCCACUGACCUCAGGCCUGUUAAUCGACAUUCAAAAAUAUAAUGAAUACUCCAGCAAUUUGUCAAAUCAAAAAGACACAAUCAGUUAUGAGAUUAUAAUGAAAGUCUGGGGGCAGUUGUUAUAUUCUGUCAAACUUAAGGUCGUAAGGGCCAGUUCAUUUUAUUAAUGACCAGACGUUAAUUUUGAGUGGAAUGAAAAUUGCUACGAUGGACAGUUUUCUAACUGACUUUCAUUUAUUUCAUAAACAGAGGAAGCAUGGGUUAGCCUUCACCCAUGAGCGCUUUCUACAGAAAAAAUGUGUUUCCAAUAAACAUUUAUUGAGGGAAUUCAACAUCUGCCCUUAGGCUUAACAGGAUAACUUUGUCACAAAUUUUUACACAUAAGCAGCAGGUGUUGUUACAAGCGGCAGGCGUAUUCCUUUACAUCAACCAAUCACAGACUGAUAUGAGUUCACUCGAACCCUGGCCGAGUUUCAGACGAGCGAUGUCAGAUAUGUACGAGCGUGUCUGCUUUAUAAAAUAUGGCCGUGUUAAUGCAGCACUCUCAGCUCCCGGGGGAAUGAUGUACCAAAUGAGGUUUCUCACUUAGCUGGAUAAGUUAAAGGAAGCUCCACCCUGAAACACAUUAAAUACGAUAUAUUCAAAUAUUUCUGAUGUGCUUAGCAAUUCUGGUGCUAAUUUGUUGGCUAGUGCGGUUAUAAUGAUGUCGUUUAGUAUGAGAAUUUUUUUUAACAAUCUCAAGCAUAAGGGAUAACGAUCAGGUUUGUUGUUAGCUCCUAAAACCAUAAUCAUGAGAAAUGCAAUGUAGAAACAGUGGUGGGUCUAGACUAUUUCAGCAGGGCUGGGGCCAGUCAUUCUGUUAGAGGAGCUGCAGUUACUAUACAGCAACAAAGACGUGCCACAGUGUGUUUUCUGAUAAGGUAAGCUAGCUAACGUUUUACACAAAUGCGAUUUUUCGAAUGAUGUUACAUGACUGUUGGAAUUAAACAACCGGCUAUGUGUAGAAGACGGAAAGUUCCAGAAUGCAAUGCAACUAUACGGCGCUGGCUGGCACCCAGUUCAGUUUGGCGAGCCAGCGAUUGGUGGUGUUAGCAUGAAAUUUCAAGCUUUGGAAUCCAGUCUUGUUGAAAAUGACUAGGCGUAAUUUCCUCACCAUCUUUGCGUCAGAGUAAACCAGUGCCAUUUAGUGAGAGGUGUCGAGCAAUGACAUUAAAAGACAAAAGUCAAUCUUUGAAAAUACUCUAAAGCCUCUCCACUGCUCAAACAGUGUGUGAUUGGUUGAUUUCCCCCCUUUUUUUUAGAACAUCUCAUGAAAUUACAAUUCAGGGAGGAUUCCCUCUCCCAUGAGCCUUUGCAAUGAAACACCGACUGGCGGUGGAUCGGGUUGUGUCAUCGGUUCUUUGCUAAGUAGACGUAACUAAAAGACGUAGAAGAUUCUAGAAAUUAAACUGAGUCUGAUUGCUAGCUUAAGGAGUAUUUCCACUGGAAUCUUUUUAGAAACUAAACUCUCUUGAAUUAGAAUACUAGGGUUCCUGGACAAGUUCCUGUUCUACAUAACCGUCUCCGAUGUGGAAAAUUCCAGAAUGGUGCGAUGGACGUGUUGCUUUUCUGUUGCAGGAAUACGAUGUUAACCUUAAUGUAGCUUUUUAAAUCAAGAAUUUCACACUUGCAGGGAAGAAACCACAAUAUUUGGUCAGUGACAUUUGCUUCAGCAAGCCCCGCCCCAAAAGUGGCUACUCUAGAACAGGACCCGAAAAGGCGCAAGACCUAUCUGACAUGGUUCCAUUGUUUGGAAAUGCCCCUAAAGUUCCCUAGUCACUGAUAAACUUACUAGCUUCCUGAGAAGGUUCCUGUGGUGGAAAUGUGUCAACACAAAGGAGGAAGAAAAAAAGAAAUUGUGAUGAAUGUUCUCAUCAUUAAUAGUGGAUCAGAGUGUAGCAUUAAAAAGGGAAAAUCCCAUUUUCCCAGCACUGCAUGGUUCCCUCUGCGCCAACAAGCCAGAUUCAACUCAACUAAAGUUCAGGAUCAGUUCAGAAUUCCAGGCAACAACCUGAAGCAGAGCCAGAACCAAAUAAGCCCCGCUCAUUUGGGGAAGUGGACCAUAAUUCAGAUAAAGACCUGUUGUUUUCUUGUAGCAAAUCAAAAACAGAGAGAAAAUGACGAGUCAGGAUACACUCGCCUUGUUUCCUUACAAAUGGUGCUUGUGAGUUGGUCUUUCCACUGUUCCAACUGAAAGUGUGUGCUAAAUUCAGACGCUGCUCUGGAGCUUGUGGUUGAAAUGCGACGGUGUGUGUUAAGUGCACCCUAGUCCAAUGGUUCUCCAGGAAGGGAUCCACAGCUCUGAUCUCGGUGGUCGUAUUUUUUUAAAAAUGUGGAUUUGUCAUUUUCUUGUAGCAAAUCAAAUAACCACAGAAAAUGACAUGGCAGGAUUUAUAAAUGGUGCUUGCAGCUGAUCUGUCUCAAUUUUAACAGGAAGUGUUCCAAAUCUGGUCCAGUUCUGUCGUUCUGUUCCUACCUGAAUUGAACCCUUAACACAGCCUGAGAAACCUGCUGCCUCCUCAGCUUUACGCACCUCAGCUUUAAGGAUUAAAGGAGCAGUUUGUAGUUUUUCAGAGUUAUCUCCUCCCUGUGAUGUGAACUGCGUUUUAAUCUGAGCUACAGUUUGGGGUGGAGCCUAUUUAUGGGCCAGAAAAAAACCCUAAACAUAAAUGAAUAAACUAGUGAGAUUAGUUGCAUGGCAACAUUGCAAAAUGCAGUUUUUCUAAGAUUGAAGUUAUGUUCUUUGUAAAGGUCUAGAAAAAUUACAAACUGCACCUUUAAUCUAAACUCCGUGCCAUAUAUAAGCUUUUCCGUCUGCCAUGCCCCUUUUUGUUGAUUAACUCAUUCUUUCCAUCCUUCUGUUUUCUGUUUGUUUUUCACAUCUGAGUUCUGGCACACACUGCAUUCGAUGUGAGCGCAAGAAAAAAAACGAAAAAAACAUGCUUGCUCACCGAAAAUCCUCGGGUCAUCGUCCUGUCUGCUCCGUGAUUGGACUCCUGUAGCGGAGACGCUUUCUGUGUCGAACCCCGAGCAGUGUGUGAAGAAGCCGGUCAGUCUGGUCGGAUCUGGACGGCCCGGGGUCGUUAUCUGUUAAACGUGUGUGUUUAGACCUCCGUGCACUCACUCACUCGCUUCAGCUUGAAUCAGCUGCAUCCUACGGCUCUGCCACCAGGGGGCACUACUGUCUUAAAUGUGAACACUUCAAUUUGUGGAUAUUUGCACAGGUACUUAAUUUAUUUUCUAGGAUAAUUAUCUUGGGAAGAAAAAAACAAAAGAAGAAAAUACAUGAUUUAUAUCAGUCAGACCCUGACUGCAUAUAAAUAUGAAGAUAAUGAUAACGAUGAUAUUAAUAUGACUAUAGUAUUUAUCUUAGACCUCCAGGUUAAUUUCUAGCUAGUGCAGAAAUCCUCUGCUAGCUCUCCAGAACCUUCUGUGUGUGGUGAAGAUAAAAAGUAACCUGCAGUCCUGCAUGACACUGAAAGAGAGAAAGACAGAGAGAAAGAGAGAGGGGGAAAUGAAAAUCUGAGAUUGGACAGUUGUUAUAGAGAGAGAAUGAGAGAGCAAGUAUGUGUCUGCGUAACAGGGUUUGCAGGGGUGUGUAUGAGUGUGUGCGUGCAUGCGUCUGUGUGUGUGCAUGUGUGCGAGCAUGAACAGAGAGAGAGCUGGGUGUGCGUGUGUGUGUUUGCGUGUAUGCGCGUGAGUGUGUGUGUGUGUGUGUGCUGAGAUGGCAUGGCAUUUCUGAUAAAGCAUUACUCUAAUAUGCAAUAUGACGGGAGAACUGAUAAGAAACAGAGAUGGAUAAAAAGAAGAGACUCAGGCAGUUUGCAAUGAGAUUGUGGGUUUUUUGUUCCCCAGAAGUCUGUGUGCCUCUGGCCAAAAUGAGAGAAAUGGAAACAAAAAGAUCUGGAGAGAAAUAAAACUUCACUGAUGUUGAGAUCCUUGUGUGUCUGAGUUUGCAUUUAUUAUUAUGGGGACCGUGUGUUUGGAGAGCAAGCAACACUUCAAAAUAAUACGUUUUUCAUUCGUGUAUCCCUCUUCAGUGACCGGCUUAUCUUGCUCAGACUGUCACUGGAGGCUCUUUCCAUAAAUGUUAAAUAAACAUCUCCUUACAGAAAACUACCAUAUCAAUGAUUACUCUUUGCUUUUUUUAACCUUUCUGCCGUACAAGUCUCUGUGAAUGCGCUGUUACUAUAGAAAUGAUAAAGUAUUAGAAGGAGCAUGUUGACAUAAACCUGUGAUUUGCAGCUGCACUAGUGUCAGAGCUGCUGUUAUAGAAAAUUAAUCAAUAUCUUCUGACCAAUCAGAAUUGAGAAUUCAGCAGUACAGUCCCCUCUGAAAGUAUUGGAACCAUAAGGCCAAUUCUUUUGUUUCUACACUGGACAUUUGGGUUUGAGAUCAAAAGAUGAAUAUGAGACGCUACCAAGAAACGAUCAACUCAGAUAAUCAAUUAUGAGCUGUGAGCAUGGAAAACCAUAAAAUGCACAGUGUUCCAGUGACUGGGCUGUAGAACUGAUGGUUAAGGACAAGACAGACUGGUAAGUUUCAUGGGGUACACUUUUAUUGAUUCACAAUUUGAAUGAUUGAUUUUUUACAACCAAAGUUCAAAUUGAGGCGAAACUGAGACGCUAUGCGUUUUGCACCAGCGCCAGGAAUCUGAUCCCAAGAUGACACCAGCCAUACAGUGGACACAAAUCGGAUGUCAAAAAAAGAAAGAAGGGAUAAAGAAGAACAAAAGGAGAAAAGGACAAGCAGUCUCUCAUUUUGCAGUAAAACACUCCAUGUGCUGCCCGAAUGAUGGUGUAAAAAAGAAUGGAAAAUUAAAGGAAA
This is a messenger RNA of Pangasianodon hypophthalmus (striped catfish), 8473 nucleotides long. It is a transcript of the gene mark4a, whose product is annotated as MAP/microtubule affinity-regulating kinase 4a. The record is from RefSeq and is a predicted model, not a curated record. Gene Ontology annotation, biological process: intracellular signal transduction; microtubule cytoskeleton organization; protein phosphorylation. Gene Ontology annotation, cellular component: cytoplasm. NCBI's taxonomy places the organism in Eukaryota, Metazoa, Chordata, Actinopteri, Siluriformes, Pangasiidae. The transcript has 18 exons. The coding region runs from base 839 to 3142 and encodes 767 amino acids. Gene Ontology annotation, molecular function: protein serine/threonine kinase activity; tau-protein kinase activity; ATP binding.